AAGCAAGUCACAGAGAAGCAGGGGGAAAGAGAGAGAGAGAGAGGAAAAUGGAGAGCAGCAGCGACAGCUCCUCCUUCUCGAGCCCCCGGGCCUACCUCCGGGCGCUCGCCCAGACGCCGGCUCGGCUGGCCCGGCGAGCCGGCUCGGUCUCCACGUCCUACGAGGAGAUGAGCCGGGUCCGAUCCCGGUCCGGGCCGAGCAUGGCCAAGACCCUCCGCUGGUUCGACCUCGUCGGGCUCGGCGUCGGCGGCAUGGUUGGCGCCGGCGUCUUCGUCACCACCGGCAGGGCCACCCACUGCGACGCCGGCCCGGCCGUCGUCCUGUCCUACUUCAUUGCCGGCGUCUGCGCCCUCCUCUCCGCCUUAUGCUACACCGAGUUCGCCGUCGACAUGCCCGUCGCCGGCGGCGCAUUCAGCUACCUCCGCGUCACCUUCGGCGAGUUCGCGGCGUUCUUGACCGGUGCAAAUCUCAUAGCGGAGUACGUGUUGUCGAACGCCGCCGUGGCGAGGAGCUUCACCUGCUACUUCGGCACCGCCAUCGGCGUCUCGUGCGCCAAGUGGCGGCUCACCGUCCCCGGAUUCCCGGGAGGCUUCAACGAGAUCGACCUCCUCGCCGUCGCCCUCGUCUUGAUCCUAACCCUCAUCAUCUGCUACGGCACACGUGAGAGUUCAAUCGUGAACAUGAUGUUGACGGCGCUCCACAUCCUGUUCAUAGCGUUCGUGAUCGUGAUGGGAUUCUCGAAGGGCAACUGGAAGAAUUUCACCGAGCCAGGCGACCCGAGCCACCCGGGUGGGUUCUUCCCGUACGGCGCCACGGGCGUGUUCAACGGGGCCGCGACGGUCUACUUUAGCUACAUUGGGUACGACGCGGUCUCGACCAUGGCCGAGGAGGUGAAGAAACCCGUCAAGGACAUCCCCAUCGGGGUGUCGGGCUCCGUCAUCCUAGUCACCGUCCUCUACUGCUUGAUGGCGGCGUCCAUGUCCAUGUUGCUGCCUUACGACAUGAUUGACAAGGAUGUACCGUUCGCGGGGGUGUUCCGAGGGAGUGGAAGCUUGGAGUGGGUGCCGAAAGCGAUCGGGGCCGGGGCGAGCUUCGGGAUCCUGACGUCGCUGAUCGUGGCGAUGCUGGGGCAGGCGCGGUACAUGUGCGUGAUCGGGCGGUCCGGCGUCGCCCCCACCUGGUUCGCCCGGGUCCACCCCAGGACAUCCACGCCCGUCAACGCUUCCGCCUUUCUGGGAAUCUUGACGGCAGCGAUUGCGCUUUUCACGGACCUAAACGUCCUCCUCGACCUCGUCUCCAUCGGCACCCUCUUCGUCUUCUACAUGGUGGCCAACGCGGUCAUCUACCGCCGCUACGUGGCGGCCGGGACCACCAACCCGCGCCCCACCCUGUCGUUCCUAUCCGCCUUCUCCCUUACCGCCGUUAUCUUCGCCCUCCUCUGGCAACUGGCUCCCACCGGCAAGCCGAAGUACUUCAUGCUCGCUGCGUGCGCGCUCGUGGCCCUCGGGGUCCUGCAGGUGUUCCACUUCACCGUCCCGCAGGCCCGCAAGCCCGAGUUCUGGGGCGUGCCCCUCAUGCCGUGGAUCCCUUGCGUCUCCAUCUUCCUGAACAUCUUCCUGCUCGGGACGCGUAGCGGCCCGGCCUUCGCGCGGUUCGGGAUCUUCUCAGGCGCCGUGGUGCUCAUCUACGUCUUCUACGGGGUGCAUGCCAGCGUCGACGCGGAGGGGGACCCGUCGACGGAUCAAAAAUACGGAGAACUCGCCAGGGAACCGGAGGGAGUUCAGAAUCUUAGUCUCAAAGUGUAGUUCAUUUUCCUUUUCCAAUUAGGUAAAAAGUUUAGGUUUCGGUUUAUCUUUCCAAAAGGGCGAAAGCAAAGUGCAAAAAAGCGGACUACCAUGUAUUUUUGAAUUGGAAAAUCUAAGAUGUACACCUUCUAAAGAGCCUUUGGAAUUUCUCCAUUUACAGUUCGAAAGUAAUUCGAGAUUCUUCCCCGA
Messenger RNA from Eucalyptus grandis, 1994 nucleotides. Its product is annotated as cationic amino acid transporter 6, chloroplastic. Bases 48 to 1805 code for a protein of 585 amino acids. The transcript has 5 exons. The record is from RefSeq and is a predicted model, not a curated record. Gene Ontology annotation, biological process: amino acid transport; transmembrane transport. Gene Ontology annotation, molecular function: amino acid transmembrane transporter activity. Gene Ontology annotation, cellular component: plasma membrane. NCBI's taxonomy places the organism in Eukaryota, Viridiplantae, Streptophyta, Magnoliopsida, Myrtales, Myrtaceae.